AUGAAACAAUUACACAAGCAACACAGCUUGAAUCACAGAAGAGAAGAAGAAAUGGGAAGCGGACAAGGUGAAACUCCACCGUACUCCCCCAAAUCGAUGAAGCACUCACGAUCGCUCCCUAGAUCGAUCAACUACCUCUUGAGGGAACAGCGUCUUCUCUUCAUUUUGGUUGGGAUUUUGAUCGGUUCAACGUUUUUCAUCAUUCAGCCGACGCUUUCUCGGAUAGGUCCGCCGGAGGGUUCGUCGUUUCUCCCUAGAUCUGCUGGAUUUGUUCGGUUUGAUCACGGUGGUGGUAAUGGGAGAGUUGGACGACUUCCGGCGGGAAUUGGUGGUCGGCGGUUGAGAGUGGUGGUUACCGGUGGUGCUGGAUUUGUUGGAAGUCAUUUGGUGGAUAAGUUAAUUGGGAGAGGGAAUGAUGUUAUUGUGAUUGAUAAUUUUUUUACUGGGAGGAAGGAGAAUUUGGUGCAUUUGUUUGGGAACCCUAGGUUUGAGUUAAUUCGUCAUGAUGUUGUUGAACCGAUUUUGUUGGAGGUUGAUCAGAUCUAUCAUCUUGCUUGUCCUGCAUCACCUGUUCAUUACAAGUACAAUCCUGUCAAGACAAUCAUAUCCUUUUUGAGUUUAUUCUAUUAUGAUAUGAUGCCAUUUUCAUUUUUUUUAUCGUAG
Lathyrus sativus (Indian pea) is the source of this 663-nucleotide messenger RNA. Lineage: Eukaryota; Viridiplantae; Streptophyta; Magnoliopsida; Fabales; Fabaceae. The record is from the annotation of a GenBank genome assembly.